AUGAGUGGCGCCAACGAGGCGGCCAAUGGCGAUAGAUGGGCCUCACCAGUAGGAAAUGUGGGCACGUUUUUGAACGGCCCUGUACUUGGAAGUGGGAAUGUGACGGGUAGAAAUGGUAUUCAGACCCCUUUGCAAGGAGGAGGACCGAUUCAGGUGGGUCCAGGACGUCUACCGGGUCGUUCAGAAUCGGUUCCACCGGUAGGGAUGAACAAUGGCAUUGGAAUGGGGCAGCAAACGCAUAUGGCAUGGCCUGCUGCUGCUGUUGCACAGCAGCAGCAACAGCAGCAGCGGGCAUACGCGAGUCAUUUUUUACCUCAUGCGACUCAUGCUUCGCAUGCGUCGCAUCAUGCGGGUGCGACUAAACAACAAUUUGGCUAUCAACAGCCGUUUUCACCUUUAGCCUCUGGUUACCUUCCUAGUCCCAUACCACAAGGUGGUGGGUCAGAAAAACCAGUCGAUGGUAAUCAGGGACGCGGGUUUGGUAUACAUUUGCAGCAACCGGUGCCACAACAUGUGCUCACGACGCAACAAAUGCCUUUCCACCCGCAGGUUUACUCUAUUAGCCCGCAGCCCGUGAAUGAUAAUAAGCGUCGCAGAACAGACGACGUGGGUUCCGAAGCACCAGAAAGAAAAGCCACCCAGGAGGGUACUUUGAAAAUGCUCGCGGCGAAACACAAGGCGCGUCCACUUUCAGAAUACGCCGCUGUGGUUCGACAAGCUGAAGUGUCGGUUUUGAAUAUGGAUCCUAGCAUGCAUACUAAGACAGAUAUUCAGGCCGCGGAACAGAAUAGGGAAAGAGAACGUCAGGUUUACGCUUUGAUUUGGCUCAUGAACACCUGUGUGCCAGAAAAGGACAGUUUUGUACCCAGAGGCCGUAUUUUCGCGCAGUACGCGGCAAAUUGCGCCCACAAUAACCUCAAGCCGCUUUCGCAGGCGUCCUUGGGGAAAUUGAUACGCACGUUGUUCCCGGAUUUGACAACUCGUCGUCUUGGUAUGAGGGGUCAAUCCAAAUACCACUAUUGCGGUUUAAAUCUUUUGUCGGCAUCCAAGGCAUCGACUCCGACCCCGUCAGAGACUCCCGACGUAUUGAAGAGUGACAAUGCUUUUGCCUCCAUUGCGAAUCAGACUUUGCCCCCCGUGCACUCCAAUACCCCCGUGUCGCUUCUGAAGUGGACAGAUAUCUUUGAAAAAGAUGAACUCAGGUUGGCGGCCAAAGCAGAACCUUUCCCUGGCCCUGAUAUGUCAAUUAACAUUCCUGCGAUUCAACCCUUUUUACCUCCACAUACAGACCUUGACAUCGCAUCCUCUCUUGAAUCGCUUUAUCGCGUUCAUUGCAACACGAUUCUCGAGAGUAUUAAUUUUAAAAAAUUUGAGCUUUUGCCCAGUACUCUAGAAUCGUUCAGCUCGGCAUCCAUUUCUCCACAAAUGUACAAUCUAUUCAUUUCGGAGAGUCUUUACGAAUGGAUUUACGAGGCAGACGCGGUCACUUACAAGGCAAUCGCGGCAAUCUUAACCAAAUUUGUUUUCGAUUUCAAGAACAUUUCACCUGCCGUUUUAACCAAAUUGCAGGAACUUUCCAAAACGUAUCCUAAAAUGGUAUCCGACGCAAACAUGGAUUUGCCGGUACCUGUUGUGUUAAAAAAAGUUCAACUAGCCGAAAGAUUUGCGAACCUUGCCGCCAGAGUCACUAGAUUAAUUCGCGCCGCUGAGGCUGUCUCUUUGAUUUUUGCAGAUCCUUCAAAAACGUACCAAAUGAAUCACGAAUGGAAGAAGAUUGUUGACUUACCUUCUUUGUGUCGGACAGAGAUUAAGUGCUGUGCGGAGAACGAUGAGAGUCUCACGCAAAUUUCCGAAUUCAUCAGUUCACAGAUAGAUGAACUGUUUUCGGAAACUGUUUUUUCCGAGAACUCUCAACCUUUCAUAAAAUUUGGUGGAAAUGUAGUUGAGCAUUUGAGUUCUUAUAAAGAGAUUCCAACGAGACUGCUGCUCAUGAUCGUCGGCAGUUUCGGCUCCUCAAUUGUGCGAGAGCUCGCCAUAGCGGGCUCAGAGAGCGUUGCAUCUUGGCUAUCCUUCAAAACGUUUUUGGACGAAUGGCUGAUUUGGCAUGCGGAAUUAGGACAGAUGCUAGAGUCCUAA
Messenger RNA from Lachancea mirantina, 2136 nucleotides. The record is from the annotation of a GenBank genome assembly. NCBI's taxonomy places the organism in Eukaryota, Fungi, Ascomycota, Saccharomycetes, Saccharomycetales, Saccharomycetaceae.